This is a messenger RNA of Cercopithifilaria johnstoni, 369 nucleotides long. The record is from the annotation of a GenBank genome assembly. Lineage: Eukaryota; Metazoa; Nematoda; Chromadorea; Rhabditida; Onchocercidae.
AUGAAUAAUUUUGAAGACAAUAACCAGAAAGUCCCACCAUCAUAUGAGGCAGCAAUCGGUUCAAACACAAAUGCUAGUGGGCCUUUUCCACCAUUUCCACAACCACCUAGUAACCCUUCAUAUAUACCACAAACUGACACAAAAUCUACGAUGUACCCAAACCCACAAGCUGUUAUUGUUGGUGCGCCAGAUUCUGGACGAUAUGCCACGUGCCCUAAUGUUAUGUAUUGCCGUAUCAUUUUAAUAGCAUUCAUAAUUUUUAUGAUACUGUCAGCUUUCGCGUUUGUGAUUGUGUGUGCUGUGAUCUUGAAAUGGCACGAUUCGACUUUUGCUUUAUUUGAUCGAAUGCUUUCCAAGCGCUUGCAAUGA